AUGGGCAAAGGAGACAGAACUGCUUGGAAAGCAAAUUAUUUUACUCGAAUCAUUUCUCUCUUUGACGACUAUCCAAAAUGUUUGUUAGUUGGCGUUGACAAUGUUGGUUCUAAGCAAAUGCAGGAAAUUCGUCAAGCAAUGCGAGGACAUGGCGAGAUUUUGAUGGGAAAGAAUACAAUGAUAAGGAAGGCAAUUCGAGGUCAUUUGCAGAAGAAUCCACUGCUUGAAAAACUGCUUCCUUAUAUUGUUGGCAAUGGUGCUCCAGCCAAAGCUGGUGCUUUAGCACCUCUCGAUGUCAAACUGCCACCGCAAAAUACUGGAAUGGGACCUGAGAAGACUUCUUUCUUCCAAGCACUUCAAAUUCCAACAAAAAUUUCUCGUGGAACUAUUGAGAUUCUGAAUGAAGUUCAUAUUAUUAAACUUGGCGAAAAGGUCGGCGCUUCUGAAGCUGCUUUGCUUAACAUGUUGAACAUUCAACCGUUUUCUUAUGGUCUUGCUGUACAGCAGGUUUAUGACACUGGAGCAAUUUAUUCUCCUGAUGUUUUGGACAUUACUAUGGAUGAUUUGAGGGCUCGCUUUAUGAAUGGAGUUCGAAACAUAGCGGCCGUCUCUCUCGGAAUUUCGUAUCCAACAAAGGCUUCUAUUCCGCAUAUUAUUGCUAACGCAUUCAAGCGUUUGUUGUCUGUUUCUGCUGAAACUGAUGUUACUUUUAAAGAGGCUGAGAAGCUUAAAGAGUAUCUAGCUGAUCCGUCAAAGUUUGCAUCAGCUGUGGCUGCUGCAGCUCCUGCUGCCGCCGCUGCGCCGGCAGCUGCAAAGGAAGAACCAGCCAAAAAGGUUGAAGAGAAAGAAGAGUCUGAUGACGAUAUGGGCUUUGGCUUAUUUGAUUAAAAUGGAAGUUUUUAAUGAAAUAAUUAAUUUGUUGCUAUUCUGUUGAAAAUAUAUUUUAAGCUGUUUUUUUCUUGAAUUUUUUCAUUUGUUUAUUUUUCAAACGUGUAUUUAUCUUUUCUUGCUUUUUAUGUUUAAUCUUUAUUUCUAAGCUUAAUUAGAUACUUUUUAAAGAAAUUUUUGAAGAAAUAUGAUUAUUUACAAGGACGUUUUUACAGGUAUAUCUUUUUAAUUAAGGGUCGGGUGAUUUCUAGGGUGGUACUUCUCAUUUUUUCUUUG
Messenger RNA from Meloidogyne enterolobii, 1164 nucleotides. NCBI's taxonomy places the organism in Eukaryota, Metazoa, Nematoda, Chromadorea, Rhabditida, Meloidogynidae. The record is from the annotation of a GenBank genome assembly.